Molecule: messenger RNA, 4974 nt
Organism: Heteronotia binoei (common prickly gecko)
Lineage: Eukaryota; Metazoa; Chordata; Lepidosauria; Squamata; Gekkonidae
Gene: MAU2
Product: MAU2 sister chromatid cohesion factor
Exons: 19
Coding region: 1-2070 (689 amino acids)
Biological process (GO): maintenance of mitotic sister chromatid cohesion; mitotic sister chromatid cohesion
Cellular component (GO): SMC loading complex; chromatin
Molecular function (GO): double-stranded DNA binding; protein binding
Source: RefSeq, a predicted model, not a curated record
AUGGCGGCCGUGGGAGCUUCGGGGGGCUCGACGGGGGCGGGAAGCGGCGGCGGCGGCGCUGGGUCGGCCCCGUCCUCCUCCUCCUCCUCAGUGGCGGCAGCAGCAGCGGCUCCGUCGCAGCCGCCGCCGUCGCAGCCGGCGGGGGCGAGCGGGGCGGAGGCCAGCACGGCCGCGGCGACGACGACCACCACGACGAGCGCGACCACCAGCGCCACGGGCGGCGGCGGCGGCUCCUCGGCGUCGUCGUCGUCUUCCUCGGCGGCGUCUGGCGUGGGCGGCUCAUCGUCGGGGACGUCGGAGUCGUGGUACGUGGCGCUGCUGGGCCUGGCCGAGCACUUCCGCACGUCCAGCCCGCCCAAGGUGCGCCUGUGCGUCCACUGCCUCCAGGCCGUGCUGCCCCGCAAGCCCCCCGCCCGCGUCGAGGCCCGCACCCACCUCCAGCUCGGCUCCGUCCUCUACCAUCACACGCGCAACGGGGAGCAGGCCCGCGGGCACCUCGAGAAAGCGUGGUUGAUAUCCCAGCAAAUCCCUCAGUUUGAGGAUGUCAAGUUUGAAGCAGCCAGCCUCCUCUCCGAGCUAUACUGUCAAGAGAACUCAGUUGAUGCAGCGAAGCCGUUGCUGCGUAAGGCCAUCCAGAUUUCACAGCAAACUCCGUACUGGCACUGCCGCCUCCUCUUCCAGCUUGCACAACUGCACACGCUUGAAAAAGAUUUAGUGUCAGCUUGUGAUCUUUUGGGAGUUGGAGCAGAAUAUGCCCGGGUGGUUGGGUCAGAAUACACAAGAGCAUUGUUUCUACUCAGUAAAGGCAUGCUGCUUCUCAUGGAGAGGAAACUGCAGGAGGUCCACCCGCUGCUGACUCUCUGUGGGCAGAUUGUGGAGAACUGGCAGGGAAACCCCAUUCAGAAGGAGUCGCUGCGGGUGUUCUUCUUGGUGCUGCAGGUGACGCACUACCUGGAUGCCGGUCAGGUGAAGAGCGUCAAGCCAUGCCUGAAGCAACUUCAGCAGUGCAUCCAGACCAUUUCAACGCUCCACGAUGAUGAGAUCCUGCCCAGCAACCCUGCAGAUCUCUUCCACUGGCUGCCCAAGGAGCACAUGUGUGUGCUGGUCUAUUUGGUGACAGUGAUGCACUCAAUGCAAGCCGGCUACUUGGAGAAGGCUCAAAAGUACACUGACAAAGCGCUUAUGCAGUUGGAGAAACUCAAAAUGCUGGACUGCAGCCCGAUCUUAUCAUCCUUCCAAGUGAUUUUGCUAGAGCAUAUCAUCAUGUGCCGGCUUGUCACAGGGCACAAAGCUACAGCAUUGCAAGAGAUCUCUCAGGUUUGCCAGCUCUGCCAGCAGUCUCCCAGGCUCUUUUCUAACCAUGCGGCUCAGCUGCACACUCUUCUGGGGCUGUACUGCAUUUCUGUCAACUGCAUGGACAACGCGGAAGCGCAGUUCACCACAGCACUGCGGCUGACCACCCAUCAGGAGUUGUGGGCGUUCAUCGUGACAAACUUGGCCAGUGUCUACAUCAGGGAAGGCAACCGGCAUCAGGAGCUUUACAGUUUGUUGGAAAGGAUAAAUCCAGACCACAACUUCCCUGUCAGCUCCCAUUGCUUGCGGGCUGCUGCCUUCUACAUCCGAGGACUCUUCUCCUUUUUCCAGGGGAGGUACAAUGAAGCCAAGCGUUUUUUACGGGAAACCUUGAAAAUGUCAAACGCAGAAGACCUGAACCGCUUAACAGCCUGCUCGCUUGUUCUCCUGGGUCACAUCUUCUACGUACUGGGGAAUCACCGGGAGAGUAACAACAUGGUGGUCCCAGCCAUGCAGCUUGCCAGCAAAAUCCCAGACAUGUCUGUGCAGCUGUGGUCUUCAGCUCUCUUGAGGGAUCUGAACAAAGCAUGUGGGAAUGCAAUUGAUGCCCACGAAGCAGCCCAGAUGCACCAGAACUUCUCUCAGCAGCUGCUCCAAGACCACAUUGAGGCUUGUAGCCUCCCAGAGCACAACCUCAUCACGUGGACAGACGGACCACCUCCUGUACAGUUUCAGGCACAAAACGGACCCACAACCAGCCUGGCCAGUCUUUUGUGAGAGUGCGACAUGUUGCCUAAAAAUAAGACAACUUUCCUUAACACUGAGCUUUUUUUACACAACGGAUGGGCUGCAGAUCCCUCUUCUCAUGGGAUAUCUCUAGGAUUCCUCUUCUAGACCCUUGCCGGAGAUGCGCUGGGAGCACAUUUCAGAGACUCACCGGUGUGAUGCAGGCAUUUGGAGCUCUUCAGAUUUCCGUGUGGGAGUGCGUCACUUGAGCUGUGUGUGUGCUUGUGUUUGCAUGGAGUGUUGUGAGAGGUGGGAGGGCAGCUUUCAUUGCAUACCCCUUCCUGUUGCUCAGAAUUAGGUUUUACAUUAUUCAGAAACAGACCUCCUUCCAUUGGACUGGAUCUUAGCAUUUUUAAAAAAUAAUGAAACCCUCCAAUUAUGAAGGAAAGACCCAGCAUUGGUAGAAAGAAGGGGUUUAAAAAGCCUCAAGCUUCCUCUUGGAGAAUUAAAACGCAUCCCCGAAAAUCCCGCAGUUAUUCUUUUAACCUGUGCUGCAUAACCCUGAUUGUGCCUGAAGAUGUUAGAUUGUCUUUCGAUGAAGGUCCAGAGGUCGGUGGGCUGUUCAACAUCAGUAUUGCAGGCUGAAUGCUUGCUGUUUGCCUGGUUGUGGCUGCCUCUCACGUGGGAGCUAGUGCUGUGGGCAGUUGUGCACUUUUGAAAAGACCAGCACGUAGAGGGUAGAAAGAAAGCAGCUGUUUUUGUGCAGUGCUUUAAAGAAUCUUCGAACUCCAUCUUUGAGGGGAGUGGCCAGAACUGAGUCCAAAGAGACUUCAGGAUAAUCUGAGCUCCCCCCAUAACUCUCCUUUCGCUCCCCAGAAGGACGCAUCUAAUCCCUUCUGCCUUCUACAGUGCUUUUUGUUCAGGUUUCCUGGUCUCUGCUGUAAUUGCCUCCCAUAGCAACCAGUGCUACUUUUCCAGAUUGACAGUUAACACUCCCGAUGAACCCGGAAUUUACAGAUGGAUGCUUACAGUAAGGGCUUCCAGGAGAAAGCGCUACUGAGUGCCGAGCUGAGCUUCCUGAAAGUCUGUGAUUUUUAUUAAGAACAAGUUCCUAGUCAUUGUUGGGAAGAUAUGCAGGCAGCACUGCUUUGAAGUCUUGGAAGCCAGGUGAGUGACUGACAAAGAUGGAUCAAGGUGGGCUUUGGUGUCUGGUUGUGCUCCUUGCCUUCCUCAUAACCAGCACAGUAAAAAUGGCAGGCAGUAGCAUGCAGACCAAGAAAGCAAUGCUGGCACAUUCCGUUUGCAUUACAGAAUUUGGCUUUUUGGGGGGAGUGAAACGUUGAAAAAACUUUAACACAGUAGACGUAUGGUCUCGCUUUACUGUUUUUAAUUAGGUUCCUAAUAAUGGAUUAGCACUAAGACUUGAUCAUGUGAAAACGGUUGGCCCUUUGCUUAACCAGAAGAUUGAUUUGUUUCACUGUUGCUUUCCCCCCUCCCCGCUGUGAAACUGGUCCAGGAGAAACCAGCUUGCAGCGCAUGGAGGGAGGAUAGCCGGGGAGAAACUUGAGGGAAUUGUGGGGAGGGCAGGCAUGAGGAUCGAGAGAUGAGAAUCCCUUGGCUUUCGCCCACCCCAGGAUGAUUGUUACACAGAUCAUGAUUACAUAGAGCUUUGAUUGUUACAUAGAUCACGUCCUUUCACAAAUAUAGGAAUAAUGCAGUAGCUCCCAAGUAUACCCCAGUCAGAAGCAAUUGACACUUGUUGGAUCAUGUCAGUGCUGGCAGGAAUUUCUUACUCUCGGAAGAGAGACAAAACCGUAAGAACAGUUCAUAGGAUAAGUUGUCUUUGGACAGUCCUUGACUAGUGGUCCAGUCCUAACACUGACAGAUGUAUGCGCAAAAGUAUGGCUGUUACAAAGCCCGUGGAAGCAUAAAGGUCCUCCCUGUCACUAUGCAGUGGACUGGAUGUAGGGGUGCUCUCUUCUUUGUCACCUCGGACGGUGGUCUUCCAGGCCCCCCACAGCUUAAUGUGCCUGACAGGAAGAGAUGUGAUGUCAGUGUCCCAGCUUGAGAAGAGUGGCAGCUGAAAUUACUAUGACCUCACCAGUCUUCAGGCUUGGACCAAGAGAGCUGGGGACAGGAAAUACAAGGAGGCGUAAAAGGAACAAACCAUGGAGGAGUUUUGUCCACCAAGCGAUCUCCUCUCGCUGUUCUUCGGCUGCUCUGUGUGCAUGGAAAGAGAAGGAACGAGAAGCGGUGCCUUUGCUCAUGUUAGCAGCAAGGCCUUCCAAAAGGCAGACUCAAAAAGUCUCAUCUGUACAGGUACGCAAUCUGACAGAUAGGGCUCUGGGAACCAACCUAUGGGUUGAAGAAUAUUGCGCUGAGGCAGACGGUUGUCUUUCUCUUGUGAAAAGAGAGGUUGGAAGGUGCCCAGACUUUCAAUGGUCCAAAGAUCCUGGCUUGGCCUGCUUCACUGGUACUGCACGGCCUUUAAUUGUUUUCCUUGCAAAUGAAACUGGGAAACAGUUGCCACUCUUCAUUACCUUGGUUAGAGAAAUGGGAUAGAAUCUUGUGUGCUGGAUCAAGCUGCCUGGUGGUUCAUAGGCCAUCCGUGCCACAAUGAAUCUCUUGUUGCGUUCCCAUCUGAAGUUCUCUUUCUUGGCUGCUCUGCACCCCUCCCUCUCUUCGAAAGCCUCAUUUCUGUGUGGGUGGGUGAGUGUACGGUGGAGAUUUUUUGCACUGUUUGAAUGUGGCAUCUGCCUGUUUGGCCAAGACCACUUGCUUCAACAGUUCCUUCGGUUGUGAGAUUCUCCUGUUAUGAAACAGCUUUUUAUUAAUGUACUUUUAAAAAACAUUGUGUACUUCAGUAAAUUUGUACAGUUUGUCUUUUAGCCUUUUCAAGAAGCAUUUAGUCUUUUCCUAUAGAUACUGUGCAAACAUAAAGAAGUUGCAUAGGGA